Thamnophis sirtalis is the source of this 1470-nucleotide messenger RNA. The record is from RefSeq and is a predicted model, not a curated record. Lineage: Eukaryota; Metazoa; Chordata; Lepidosauria; Squamata; Natricidae.
UCUGCCUACAGAUAUCCAAGCGGAGUCCAUUCCAUUGAUUUUGGGAGGAGGCGAUGUACUCAUGGCUGCAGAAACUGGCAGUGGAAAAACUGGUGCAUUCAGCAUCCCAGUUAUUCAAAUUGUUUAUGAAACACUAAAAGACCAACAGGAAGGAAAAAAGGGUAAAACUACUAUUAAAACUGGUGGAGGAGUGCUGAACAAAUGGCAAAUGAAUCCUUAUGACAGAGGAAAUGCGUUUGCUAUUGGAUCUGAUGGUCUCUGCUGCCAAAGCAGGGAAAUAAAAGAAUGGCAUGGAUGUCGCGGAACUAAAGGUGUAACUAAAGGAAAAUAUUAUUAUGAAGUAUCCUGUCGUGACCAGGGUUUGUGCAGAGUUGGAUGGUCCUCUUCACAAGCUUCAUUAGAUUUGGGUACUGAUAAAUUUGGCUUUGGCUAUGGUGGAACCGGAAAGAAAUCUCAUAACAAACAGUUUGAUAGCUAUGGGGAGAAUGCUGAAUUAAAAUUCAACUUUGGUGAGGAGGACUUUAAGUUUCCACCCAAAGAUGGCUUCACUGCUAUCGAUAAAGCCCCCGAGGGUAACGUCGUGAAGUCCCAGCACGCAGGAAGUGCACAAGUAGCGCAGUCCAAGAAUUUGCCAAACGCUCCCAAAGCUUUGAUCGUGGAGCCAUCCAGGGAGUUAGCAGAGCAAACUCUGAACAAUGUGAAACAAUUCAAAAAAUACGUUGAAAAUCCUAAAUUGAGGAUGGCCUCCUUACUCAAGGUUAUUCAGAUUUCAUCAACCGCAUUCAUUCUCAGAUUCCCCAGAUAACGUCUGAUGGGAAAAGGCUGCAGGUCAUUGUGUGUUCCGCAACUCUGCAUUCAUUUGAUGUAAAGAAGUUAUCUGAGAAGAUUAUGCACUUCCCCACUUGGGUAGAUUUGAAAGGCGAGGAUUCUGUCCCAGAUACCGUGCACCACGUUGUUGUACCCGUGAACCCCAAAACUGACAAACUCUGGGAGAGGCUUGGCAAAAAUCACAUCAGGACGGAUGAGGUGCACGCAAAGGAUAAUACAAGACCUGGUACAAAUUCUGCAGAAAUGUGGUCAGAAGCAAUUAAGAUUUUAAAAGGAGAAUAUGCUAUUCGUGCCAUCAAGGAACACAAGAUGGAUCAAGCAAUCAUCUUCUGCAGAACUAAGAUAGAUUGUGACAAUAUGGAACAAUACUUUAUACAGCAAGGAGGAGGUCCAGAUAAGAAGGGACAUCAAUUCUCGUGUGUGUGCCUUCAUGGAGACAGGAAGCCUCAUGAGAGAAAGCAGAAUUUGGAACGCUUUAAGAAAGCAGACGUCAGAUUUUUGAUCUGCACAGAUGUAGCAGCCAGAGGAAUUGAUAUCACUGGUGUGCCUUACGGUAAGACUUAUAAACCACUUUACCGCCAUCAAGAAAGUCUACUCUUAGUGGAAGGCAUGAAGUUGUUGAGUUGACAGUUGCAACAGAAA